AUGUCCAAGAGAGCUUCGUCCCACAAACUUUUCCCUGUCCUGCUGAUGGUAGGAUGGAUCAUUGGCUGCACAGCAGUUGUCUACUUUGUCUUCAUUUUUGUUUGGCGCUACUACAAGGUUGAUAGUUGUGGUUCUGAGUAA
Messenger RNA from Epinephelus fuscoguttatus (brown-marbled grouper), 141 nucleotides. RefSeq names its product sarcoplasmic/endoplasmic reticulum calcium ATPase regulator DWORF-like. The transcript has 3 exons. Lineage: Eukaryota; Metazoa; Chordata; Actinopteri; Perciformes; Serranidae. Bases 1 to 141 code for a protein of 46 amino acids. The record is from RefSeq and is a predicted model, not a curated record.